Manis pentadactyla (Chinese pangolin) is the source of this 13730-nucleotide messenger RNA. RefSeq names its product glutamate receptor interacting protein 1 (gene GRIP1). Gene Ontology annotation, molecular function: nuclear glucocorticoid receptor binding. Gene Ontology annotation, biological process: neurotransmitter receptor transport, endosome to postsynaptic membrane. The coding region runs from base 8720 to 12184 and encodes 1154 amino acids. Lineage: Eukaryota; Metazoa; Chordata; Mammalia; Pholidota; Manidae. The transcript has 25 exons. The record is from RefSeq and is a predicted model, not a curated record.
GGAGCUUACGAUUAGGCUAAUCAAGGCUGGGGCAGCAUUCAGGGUGCAAGACAGGUGCUUGGCUGCAGGCUAUGGGUUUAGGUCUGUUCCAUGUAUCUCCUUUAUGUCUGUCUCCACUUAAAGAGGCAGUGGUUUCUUGGGUGUGUUCUUGGAGCAUCACAGGAGUGCAGGACAGCCAGCCCAAGCUUGUGUCUUCUGCAGCUCCUCACACAUGUCUUCUUCAUGGCCUGUGAACCCAGUGGGACAGGUGCAGCUAUAUUUACACUGUAUAACGGCUUCCUACUCACAGGGAACAAUCUUGGGCAAAUCUUGUCUCUUCAGCCAUCAUUCAAUCAAUUAUUCAUUCUUCCAUUUAUUCACUCUUCAUUCCAUCUUUCUGCUCAUCAGACACUGAGUUAUAGCAUGUGCUCCCAGCCAAGGAUACAAAGGGUAAAAAGAAUGACCGCUGCAUUUAGGCAGUGGGCUCAAAACUUUCGCACUAAGGGAAUUGGAAAACAAAUGCAUUCCCCUCACAGAAUUUGAACUUCACAAGGAGAGUUUUUCAUUAUACUUUUCAUUGUUUAUGUAUUUGCAAAAUAUAUCAUUUCUAACAUAUUACAGAUUUUAAAUAAAUCCAUUAGAUCAUUCACUUAAAUGUAUACAGUGCACCUAAGUGCUAUGGCAAUUCAUUAUAAUCAUCACUUAAAAAUACCACUAACAGCUGUAGAAUAACUCUUGCGAGGCACCGUAGAGUGGUAGUUAAGAGCAUAAACUCGAAACUGCUUGGUUUAGUAUUAGGGGCUUACAUGUAUUUUAAAUCAUAUAUGUGCAGGUUAUAUAAUCUAUGAAUUUCAUUUCAGAGAAGCAAAUGUGUCACCAUCAGCUGUGUGGCUGAGAGCAAAUUACUUAACUUUUCUAUAUCUCUUUUCCUCAUCUCCAGAUGAACAUAAAUUGCUGAUACCCACUUCAUAGAAUCGUAAUGAAGAUUAAAUGAGUAUAAAACUCUUAAAGACUGACACAUAACAGGAAAUGUUUAAGUUUGUUUUUGUUAUUAUUAAUGUACUGAAAAGAGCCUUAUAGGAAAAAAGAGCAAAGUGAGUUAAAAGCCAUAAAUACAUGAAACAUAUAUUUAUAAUUUUAUUAAUGAAAUAAAAUAAUUCUAUUAUGAAAAUAGCCGAUUGAAUAAAGUUAUGCAUACCAUUUUAUAUAUGUCAAAUUAGGAACAAUUGCUACUCUGCAUGAACUAACUAGACGUUUGCAUCAAGGGACACUGGGAGGGGGGAGAAUUAUAUUAACAGAUGCAGAAGCACAGCACCACUAGUGUGCACAAAGCCCACUGCGCCCCAGAGGAGAGAGCUGUCGGCUGUGGAUCUGGUGGGAACCUAGGGAUUGAAUGUUGGUGGAGAGAAGGGAAUAAAGGGGCCAGGAAUGAUCCCUGAAACCUUCUCUAGCAUCGAUAUUUUGUGAAUCUAAAUUCUUAAAAAAUACAUGUCAUCAGAUUUCAUCUCUUUCCUUACCUAUGGUAUCUUGUCCUUGUUAUCAUAGGGAUGCAAAAAAACCAAAAAAAAUUAUGAGCACCUGCUAUCUGCCAGGAACAAUUAAUGCCUAGCUUGUGUGGUUGUGUUAAUUUACCCUCUGGUAUGUGUGCCUGAGGAGAGUUUAGAAAAGAUUUACUUUUACACUGAAACAUUUCACUUCAGCCUCUAAUGAGCCCUGUUUGGGCCAUGAGCUAUUGUUUUCCUUUUUUUUUUAAAGAAUGAAAAUAAGUGUUUCAUUACUUAAAUGUAAGAAUUGGAGCAUUUGUUGAUUGCAGGGCUUGGGUGACAUUAUCUAGAAUGACUUAAUUCUUGUAUACCAACAAGAGAAUGUUUUUUUCUAGUACAUCUAAGUACAGUUACUGGCAGAAUAAUAAUUUAAAUGCUUUGGGCUUGGUGUGAAACACUUGUUUUUAAUUUGAAGCAUUCACUUUUGAACUUAGUUUCUUUUAAACUUUGUAAAAUCUCAUGCAGAGCAAGAAGACAGGAAAUAUUAGUAUUACACCAUUCAAAUUUCUUAGGACACUGCCUGUUUUUGACUAUCAACUGCUGAAAUAGCUGAGUGAUAACAUUAGUCUUCACACUUUAAAGUAUGUUUAACAUACAGAUGGUUGGGGAGGUAUAUAGGAAGACUUCCAGGGGUAGGGCUGCAUUUGCUUGGUUACUUUAACUGUGGCUAUCAGCUGUAUCAAUCCAAAAUGCUCCUAUUGGAAAUUGAGAGGAGCAUUUUGGAUUGUCACAACACUGGGCAAGGUGGAAAGGAAAGGGGGGCUACCAGCAUUUUGUGGAUGGGGGCCUAGGGGGCUAGAAGUACUGAAAUCAGGGAGAAACUCUUACAAACUGAAAAUUUGCCCUGCAUCUAUGUAACUUUCUAAUAUCUAUAUGAACAAAUAUUCCUAUAAGUGAAAACCUCUUUAUAUUUAUUUGAGCCUGGAAGUCAAUACUGUUAUUUACAGAGGCAUAAAGUUUUUGUUUUUUUAAAUAGGCUUUAUGCUUUAGAGUAGUUUUAGGUUCACACCAAAUUUGAGUGGAUGGUACAGAGAUUUCCCAUAUACCGCCUUCCCCUACACAUGCAUAGCCUCCCCCAUUACCAACAUCCCCUACUGGAGUGGUACCUUGGUUACAAUACAUGAACCUACAUUAACAUACCAUUAUCACCCAGAGUCCAUAACAUUUGGGUUCAUUCUUGGUAUAUAUUCUGUGAGUCUGGACAGAUGCAUAAUGAUGACAUGUAUCUAUCAUAGUAUCUUACAGAGUAGUUUCACUUCCCUAAAAACUCGAUAUGCUUCAUCUCUUCAUUCCCUCCCACCCUCCUCAUUCUUGGCAGUCACUGAUCUUUUUAUUGACUCCAUAGUUUGCCUUUUUCAGAAAGUCAUGUAGUUGGAGUGAGGUGGUCUGUAGCCUUUUUGUAUUGGCUUCUUCUGCUCAGUCAUACACAUUUAAGUGUAUGUCUUUUCAGAGCUUGGCAGCUCAUUUCUCUUUAGUGCUGAAUACUACUCCACUGUCUGAUUAACUUGUUUAUUUAUCCACUCACCUACAGAAGAACAUCUUGGUUGCUUCCAAGUUUUGGCAAUUGGGAAUAAAGCUGCAGUAAACAACUGAUUGCAGACUUUUGUGUGGACAUGUUUUCAACUCCUUUGGGUAAAUACCAGGAAGUGUGACUGAUGAAUUUCAUAGUAAGAGUAUGUUUAGUUUUGUAAGAAACUGCCAAACUGUCAUCCCAAGUGGCUGCUCCAUUUUGCAUUCCCACCAACACUGAAGUUCCUGCUGCUCCACAUUCCUCACCAACAUUUGGUAUUGUCAGUUGUGGAUAAAAUGAGAGUUCCUGUGGCCAGGAUUCUCACCUGGCCCUGGUUGACUAACUCACUGCACACCUGUGGGCAAUACAUGGCUGUUGACUCUAUAUAAAGAGCUCCGCCCAGUGCUCUGGGCGUGACACGGUGGCAGGGCUGCAAGGCCGCAGGAGAGCAGAGCAGCGGCUGGAGUGGUGGCAGCGCUGAGGACAGAGGCCCAGAGGACGGCUGUGCAGGACAACUGUGUAGAGAGGCCUAGAGGACGGCUGUGUGGGAUGGCUGUGCAGGCAGAGAGGCCCAGAGGAUGGCUGUGUGGGAUGGCUCUGCAGGCAGAGAGGCCCAGAGGAUGGCUGUGUGGGCAGAGGGGCCCAGAGGCAGAGACCGGCUUGCUGCAUGCAGACUCACUCUGAAUGAACGGGAUUUUAGUGACUGACCUGACAUCUGGAAAUAAAGAUGGGUAUAACCCUUGCACCCCAAGAACAUUUUGCUGUCAAUUUCUUUGAUCACAUUGAAUCCAUAGUGAACUUGCCUGGGGCUGAAACCCAUUGGCAAGACAUCAGUGUUCCAAGUUUGGUCCGUUGUAAUAGGUGUGUCAUGGGUAUCUCAUUGUCACCUUAAUUUGCAUUUCCAGAUGACAUAUGAUGUGGGACUUUUUUCAUGAGCUUGUUUUGUCAUCUGUACAUGUUCUCCAGUGAGGUAUCUGUUAAAGCCUUUGGUCCAUUAUUUAAUCAGUUAGUUUACUUAUUUAUUGUUGAGUUUUAAGAGUUCUUUGUAUAUUUUGGAUAACAUUUAUCAGAUGUGUUUUUUUUCCCCAAAUACUUCCUCCCAGUCUUUGAGUUGUCUUUUCAUUUUCUUGACAUGAGGUAUUUUUCUCAGUUUUAACAUACAGGGAACACACUGAUUUUUACUGUUCUGUCCACUUGUGACUCUGCCCUUUUAUUUUUUCUAUACAUUGUGUGAAAUGGCUUCUAACCAUCUCCUAAAUUUGAAAUUGUUCAUUAGAAGUAGAUGCAAGGAUGUAACUACAUCUUCUGGUGUUGUAAUGUCCUCAGAUUUAUUAAUUUAAACACUUACAAUUAAACAUGUAUUUAAAUAUUAUUAUAAAGACAUUUUAUGUUUAGAUUAUGUAUGCAUGACUCACAUGAUCUGUGAAUUUCACUUAGAUCUGUAAAGGGGAAUAUUGUAAAUCAUUUGGGAUGAUAAAGUUGUGUUGGAACUUAACAGGAUUAAGAAUACUGUCAUUUCCAGGGACCAGUGUUUUCCCUUCCUGAUCUGCCGUCCUCAGUAUGUCAGAAUGUCUCCCCGAAGGUCUCAGGGAGUCCGCUGCAGUCCUCUGCAUCACAUGCACAUGCCGUGGCAUCUUAAAGGGCCAGAUUGAUUUAAUGUCUCAAAGAUUUCUCUGAUAGACCAAUGUUUCCAACUGCUACUCGGAAAAUACUGUAACUGUUACUCAAUCUAAAUAAACACAGGAGGGUACUACUUACUCAGUGAUCUAGGGAAGGUUGUAAAUUGGGAGUGGUUGUUAAUCUCAGUAGUUGCUCUGUUCCUCUUUUCCUAAAAGGGGAUGGAGAAUCUAAUUCAGAAGAGUAUGGAAGCCAUGUAAAUGCUAUUCUGCCUACUUCCCAAGGAAAAGAGAAUUAAGAUUUUUUUUAACAUUUGCUAACAUAUUUUUGCUCUUCUUGGUUGAAGCACAUUUUGUUGAUUGAUUCAAAAUGCUUUAUUUUCUCAUGUGAACACAUUUUUCUUCUAAGAAGUUUAAUUUUGUAGUUUAGUGAACAUUUAGCUCAAUUAAAACCAAUUUGUCAUAAUAACAUGCUUCUUCACAUGAAAAUACAGAGGAAAUGAAAUUUCUCUUAAAGAAAUUAAUGUUUUGGACUUGGCUAGUCAGGAUAAUACCUCAAACAGGAUUCACAAGUGUAAAUGCCUACAGGGACCAGGUGGUAACUGAAUGAGAGAAUUGGGCCCAGGGGAGAGGACAAUGACUAAGUGGAAAGUCCAUGUUUAUUUAUGGGUGAGAGCCACUACUCAGUUCUAAUCAAUAGUUGCCAUGUUGGUGGUAAGCUCCAAGUUGCCAGAUCUUUUGACUUUCCAAGAAAAAAAAAUCAAAUGUUUGAUUUAUUUCUGAAAUUCCUGACUUUCAGAAGUUGGCUCAGUUUAAAAAAAAAUCAUUUUUGUGAGCCAAACAAAACAUAUUUGUGGGAGAUACUUGUUCUGUGAACUGCCAUUUGCAAUCUCUAAACUAUCCCAUCUGCUUAGAGUGUAGGGUGCAAUAACUGGUGAAAGAGCACCACUUACUAGUGUUUGUGCUAUAAGGUGAAAGGGCGAUUCUCUGCAGAAACAGUACUACACCCAACUAAAUGGACUUGACCUUCAUUCCACUAAUUUGCCAAUUAACUGUUGCAUAUCAGCAAGUCUUUAUAGAUUUGGGUUGGUCCUCCAUUGCUAAAUGUGGAGGAUUUAGGAUAGAGGAUGGGAAAAAUUCAGAGGUAUUAUGGACCCAGAAGGAUUGAUUAAGGGAUCCUGCCCAGCUGCACCGCUGCUCAGGCAGAGUAGUGUCUUGCCUUUUGUCUUUGGAUUGUGACUCAUCUACACAUGUCCCCCAGUCAUGUAGUACACUGCCACCUUCUUUUGUUCCUUGUGACCCAAGUAGACCUCCUCUAAAUGGUAGAUUCCCUAUUCCUGCUUUGCAAGCAUCUAUGAUUGUCUUAGUAGGGCCAUUAGCUCCUGCACUGUACCUCUCCAAAUAUGUAUGUGACUGAACACUAAACUCUUCCCUAGUACCCCCAAACUUCAUCUUGUAUAAAAAAUUUAUUAUAAUCAGUUACUGAAAUGGUAACUUCACAAAUAAAGCCCUUCAAAACUAGGAAAAUAAUAGGAAGGUGCUUAAGCAUGACUUCUGUUUAUUUCUGAAAACAGUUUGAUAUGUAGAUGACUUUAGUUUACAUUGGUUCCUGUUCAAAAAUGUUUGCUUACCACUGCUUGAGAAAAUCUGUUUCACUAAGUACUACAAUUAAAAAUCAGUAAACUGUAGUAGAAUGUUUUAAAUUGUUCUGUGUAAAAAGGAUCCUAUCUCUAUUAAAGCAUCAUCUGUUCUAUAAUGUCAGUCCUUUCAGACUGAGCUGGGAGUUUAUAAUUUCAAAAUUUAAAUAAUGUGGACUCUACCAGUUUAGGAGUUAUAAUAAUUCAGGGGUAGUUGGGUAAAAUUUGUUGCCUACAUAAUCUCUGGAGGACAAGGAUAGUUGACAAAUUAAUCACAUAAAUCAGGAUAUAUGUUUAGCUUCAUUAAAAAUGAAAGUCAAGUAUUUUUUAACUCUCAAUAGCAAACUUGCAUGAAUCACUGAAUGCGGAUAAUUCUUAGACAAGAUAAUCUCUGAAUUUGUAUGAAAAAAUACCUGGUACAAGGUAGUGCUUGGCAGUGUUACCUUCAUGAUUUUGGAGAAACCACUAAAACACCUUUGAACCUUCUUUUCUCUCUUCUAUGGAGGUAGCACCUCAUUAUGAAGGCUGUUAGGAUUAAAUGAAAAGAUUAUGUAUUAUCAUUUUCAUUUAUUUAGUGACCAUGUCAAGGUGUAGACUCCAGAUCUUCUAACUUCUAGUUCACUGUUUUGUAACUAUUCUAGUUUAUUUUGGUUGAGGGAGUCAGAAUAAUAAAGAAAGGAUUUGGAACCUAAGGACAAGUGAUUUUUUUUUGCUUAAAGAUGUUCGUAAAAUAUUUUGUAGUAUUUUUUUUUCAGCAUCAUUAAGUUUGUGUAUCUCUUCACAAACUCACUCUUAAGACAAAAAAAAAUGCAAAAUUCCUAGGAGUAGAGAAAAUUUAUGUAACCACUGAAUCUAACUUGACACACUUCAGAGCUGAAAGGUUUUGGUUGAUGAAUAUUUACCUCUCUGAGUAAAUGUGUCCCUGUUCCAUCAUCAGCAAUUAAUAUUUGAAAAUAGAGAAGUGUCUAAAUCUAGGAGAGACAGAUUGUCUGUGAAUCUAACAACAGUGCACAGCACCAUCACUUUCCUCUGGGAUGUACCUGCAAACUUGAACGACCUUUAUACAGUAAGAAGCUUUUUAAAAAAUUACAUUUCUGGGAAAAUGGAGCUGCAGAAUAUUAUUCGUUUAACAGGUAAUAUGCUGACAUGUUUAUUAACUCUAUUGAGUAAACAAAAUGAAUUUUUCCCGAUGUUAAAAAUUUGCCUUCACUUAAAGACUUAAAGAAAGAAGCUAGAGAGAAAAAGAUUAUCCAUGAUUAAUGCUGACCUGUCUAGACCUUAGAGCACCUCUUGGGUCUAGUCUGAAGUGUUUCUGAUUGUUGUGCUAAAAAAAAAAUGGUUGUGGUUUCAAGAGACAAAGGAUGAGUACAGUGUGAGCUUUUUUCGAAAUUUCCCUCCCUCCCUCCGUCUUCCCCAAGAAUUAAGUUUUAUUUGUUCCUUAGCCCAUUUGUUUUCAUAUUUUUGAAAAAGUGUAACAACUCAGAUUUAUAUUUGAGUUUGGUGUGAGCAGAGUCGGAAUAUUUGUAUUUCUUUUCCCAAAUGCCAUGCAGUUUCAUUUAUUUGCUGAAUACGGUAUGCGUUGCUAAGCCUAUGAGAAGCCUCUCUGUGAAGUGCAUUUUAAUAUUUAGAUCAAACAGCUCUUGGGAUACAUUAAUGCCCAGUGGGUAAGUGUGUCAUUUGAAAGCAGCUGCUGAGCCUUCUGGCUGCUGCUCCAAUUAACACAUACAGCACACUUUUGUCAGCAAGAGGCAGUGCAUAUGGAUGAAACCACUUUGCUGCUCAUUAAUAUGAUACGCCAGAGAGCACAGAGGGUUAAUUGAUCUGCCCAUUGUGGAACAAUAGCUUUCCAAGAAGUUUCCCAAGCACGUGCUUUGUGAUAAAGGGUGCUAGGAUUCCGAGGCGGGAUUAGCAGGGAGGAGAAAAUCAGUCAGCCUCUAGUUUUGGUUCAGUCCAUUGACUACCAGGUUUUCCCCGCCCUCUCUUCUCUCACACCCCCGCCGUGGUGAUGGAGACGCUGGAGAGAAAUUCUAGUGCUGAGACUCCCUCGCCCCAGCCCAGUCUCUUGUCGAACUUUGUUCUGUCUUAUUUUGAAGCUGCUGGAGUAUAAAGCUUUGCUGUUUGUUUAUUUUUCUUAGUCUUUCAUUAUCAUUUCACUUUCUCUCUCUUUUCCUUUAUUUAAAAAUCUUUUGAAACCGCACAUUUGACAGUUUAUGAGCAGAGUAAGGAAUCCUGUCAAGGAAAAUCCAUAUGCCUGUUAUUUUCCCUCCCUUCCGUGGCCAAAAGCUCAACGCUGAUGGGAGCCCAGAGGCGGAUGGCAGGGUAGCGCGCGCCCAGCCCCAGGUUCUGGAGGGGCGCUGAUGCUCCGCCGGCCCCCGGAGCGGCCGGGCCGUUGCUCCCCUCUGGUGCCGAGCCAGGCUGCGCCGUGCGAGAGACAUGGACCGCUUCCUGGGUUUUGUCAAGCAGAUAAGGAGAUCUAGGAGAAGAAAGGGGAAAAAGUACCGACCCGAAGAAGAUUACCACGAGGGCUAUGAGGAUGUCUAUUAUUACGCUUCAGAGCAUUUUCGAAAUGAGAGCCCCUACAGUAAAUCCGCCAGCCAGACAAAGCCACCUGAUGGAGCAUUGGCUGUGAGGAGACAGAGCAUCCCAGAAGAAUUCAAGGGCUGCACCGUGGUUGAGUUGAUGAAGAAGGAAGGCACGACCCUGGGCCUGACAGUAUCUGGCGGGAUCGAUAAGGACGGCAGGCCGAGGGUAUCCAACCUGCGGCAAGGAGGGAUCGCUGCUCGAAGUGAUCAGCUGGAUGUGGGUGACUACAUCAAAGCAGUGAAUGGGAUCAACCUGGCCAAAUUCCGCCAUGAUGAGAUCAUCAGCUUACUGAAGAAUGUUGGGGAAAGAGUGGUCCUUGAAGUGGAGUAUGAGCUGCCACCAGUCUCUGUUCAAGGAUCAAGUGUUAUUUUCCGAACAGUGGAAGUCACCUUACAUAAAGAAGGCAAUACCUUUGGUUUUGUAAUACGAGGAGGAGCACAUGAUGAUCGAAAUAAAUCUCGUCCCGUUGUCAUAACGUGUGUUCGUCCUGGAGGGCCAGCUGACAGAGAGGGCACAAUCAAGCCUGGCGAUCGGUUGCUCAGUGUGGAUGGAAUUCGGCUUCUUGGAACCACGCACGCUGAAGCCAUGAGUAUUCUUAAACAGUGUGGACAAGAGGCAACGCUGCUGAUAGAAUAUGAUGUCUCAGUAAUGGAUUCUGUGGCAACAGCAUCCGGCCCACUACUCGUUGAAGUUGCCAAAACUCCUGGUGCCAGCCUUGGGGUUGCCCUAACUACCUCGAUGUGCUGUAACAAACAGGUCAUUGUCAUAGACAAAAUCAAAUCGGCAAGUAUUGCAGACAGAUGUGGCGCACUACACGUGGGGGACCACAUCCUGUCCAUUGACGGAACCAGCAUGGAGUACUGCACACUAGCGGAAGCGACCCAGUUCCUGGCAAACACCACCGACCAGGUCAAGCUUGAGAUUCUUCCCCAUCACCAGACCCGCCUGGCCCUGAAGGGACCCGACCAUGUGAAAGUUCAGAGGAGCAACAGGCAACUUACCUGGGAUUCCUGGGCCGGCGACCACAGCAGCCUUCGCACCUGCCAUCACUGUAACACGGGCCACCCCGACCACUGCGGAGUGCCAGCCCCACCAUUCCCCAAAGCACCUCCUCCAAACAGCCCUCCGGCCUUGGUGUCCUCAUCCUUCUCCCCUACCUCCAUGAGCGCAUACAGCCUGAGCUCCCUGAACAUGGGCACCCUCCCGCGCAGCCUCUACUCCACCAGCCCGCGGGGAACCAUGAUGAGGAGGAGGCUGAAGAAGAAGGACUUCAAAAGCUCGCUGUCUUUAGCCUCCAGCACAGUGGGCUUGGCUGGGCAGGUCGUUCACACAGAGACCACAGAGGUCGUGCUGACAGCAGAUCCUGUCACUGGAUUUGGGAUCCAACUGCAGGGCAGUGUGUUUGCCACGGAGACUCUCUCUUCUCCGCCUCUGAUUUCCUAUAUUGAAGCUGACAGCCCAGCAGAGAGAUGUGGGGUUCUACAGAUUGGAGACAGAGUGAUGGCCAUUAAUGGAAUUCCAACUGAAGAGAGCACCUUUGAGGAAGCCAAUCAGCUCCUCCGAGACUCUUCAAUCACGAGCAAGGUGACACUGGAAAUAGAGUUUGAUGUUGCAGAGUCUGUCAUCCCAAGUAGUGGAACUUUUCAUGUAAAGCUCCCUAAGAAGCACAAUGUGGAACUUGGAAUAACCAUAAGUUCACCAUCCAGUAGAAAACCAGGAGACCCCCUUGUUAUAUCAGAUAUCAAGAAAGGCAGUGUGGCACACAGAACUGGAACCCUGGAACUUGGGGAUAAGUUACUUGCAAUAGAUAACAUCCGGCUGGACAAUUGUGCCAUGGAAGAUGCUGUUCAGAUCCUCCAGCAGUGUGAAGAUCUGGUGAAGCUCAAAAUCCGCAAAGAUGAAGAUAAUUCAGAUGAGCAGGAAAGUUCCGGAGCAAUCAUUUACACUGUGGAGCUAAAGCGCUAUGGGGGGCCCCUUGGCAUCACAAUUUCAGGAACUGAAGAGCCAUUUGAUCCUAUAAUCAUUUCAAGCCUCACAAAAGGAGGAUUAGCAGAAAGAACUGGCGCGAUCCACAUAGGGGACCGAAUCCUAGCCAUCAACAGUAGCAGCUUGAAAGGGAAGCCUCUGAGCGAAGCCAUCCAUUUGUUACAGAUGGCAGGAGAGACUGUCACCUUGAAAAUUAAGAAGCAGACAGAUGCCCCAUCAGCAUCAAGUCCCAAGAAAUUCCCUAUUCCCAGCCACUUGAGUGACUUGGGAGAUGUGGAGGAGGACCCCUGUGCAGCACAGAAGCCAGGCAAGCUUGCGGACGUGUACCCCUCCACCGUGCCCAGUGUGGACAGCGCUGUGGACUCGUGGGAUGGCUCUGGGACAGACGCCAGCUAUGGGAAUCAAGGCGCUGGCUUUCAGGCCUCGGGGUACAACUUCAGCACCUACGACUGGAGGAACCCGAAACAGAGAGGCAGCUUGUCCCCAGUCACGAAGCCACGAAGCCAGACUUGCCCCGAUGUGGGGCUGAGUAACGAAGACUGGGACCGGUCCACGGUCAGUGGUUUUACAGGGACUCCCGACAAUGCAGAGGCCGAGCAAGAGGAGAACUUCUGGUCCCAAGCACUGGAGGAUUUAGAAACCUGUGGCCAGUCAGGAAUUCUGAGAGAACUCGAGGAGAAAGCUGACAGGCGUGUGUCUGUGAGAAACAUGACUCUCUUGGCAACAAUCAUGUCGGGGAGCACGAUGAGUUUGAAUCAUGAGGCACCAACACCUCGCAGUCAGCUGGGGCGACAGGCCAGCUUCCAGGAACGGAGCAGCUCGCGGCCACAUUACAGCCAAACAACCCGGAGCAACACCCUGCCCUCUGAUGUGGGCAGGAAGUCUGUCACCCUGAGAAAAAUGAAACAAGAAAUAAAGGAGAUCAUGUCCCCAACCCCUGUGGAGCUGCACAAGGUGACCUUGUACAAGGGCUCUGACAUGGAGGACUUCGGGUUCAGUGUAGCGGAUGGCUUGCUGGAGAAAGGAGUGUAUGUCAAAAAUAUUCGCCCAGCUGGGCCAGGAGAUCUUGGUGGCUUAAAGCCCUAUGACAGACUUUUACAGGUGAAUCACGUCCGAACAAGAGACUUUGACUGUUGUCUUGUUGUGCCCCUCAUAGCAGAAUCUGGCAAUAAGCUGGACCUGGUUAUUAGUAGAAACCCACUGGCUUCACAGAAGUCUAUAGAACAGAGUCUACCCGGAGGAGAAUGGAGUGAACAGAACAGUGCUUUUUUCCAACAGCCUAGUCACGGUGGUAAUUUGGAGAUACGAGAACCCACUAAUACAUUAUAGCAACGCUUCUUAUGAUGCAGGACAAAAGACAAUAUCUACAUGGUGCUAAAAAUUCCCUUUAAGAUUUCUGUGACAUUUAAAGCACAGAUAAUCAUGUGGCAUUAACUGUAAGCACAGGGGUCUUUUAAAUCUCAUGGCUCAUGUUCACUUCCCUUUCCAAGUUGAAGAGCCUUCUUUUUUGGUGACCACUAUGGUAUACGGCAGGCAGUUCCUUGCCAAGCCCAAUGGUAGAGAAUAACAAAACUAGGUAGGCCACCUCUCCCCACAAUCAACAUCAGAGGAAAUUUUUUACAAGUUCAUCUUAUCACUUUUUAAAAAGAGAAAUGUCUGUCUGAAAAAAUUCUCUGAUAAUUUCCUUAAUUCACUUUGAGAUCAGUUUCUUACUAUGAAGUCGUUAACAUGAGAACUUGACCAACAAGGCUUUUCAUAAAGCUGGCUCUACUAGAGGGGCUAGAGUUUGGUAAACUGCUGGGACUGCUACUGUGGGAGGGGUACAGGUAUAGAGCUGUCUUAAAAAGUUUCAGCAAUGAUGCACGUAGGAGACCUUAAUAGGUGGUGGUAAAUGUUUUGCCCAAGUAUAGGAAUGAUUUUAACUAAGAUGUAUGCUAUUCCCUAUGCAACAAAUUAUCAAACAGGAUAUGUCUUGUGACCUGUUUUUUUUUUUAAGGACACAUAUUUUUAAUAGCUGAAAAAUCUCUGAUAAUGAAUUAGUGUUUAGUAACACUGAGAAUUAGUUACCUUAUUUUUAAAAUUCAAGAUUGAGAAUUUAAGAGUGAAUAAAGAGUCUAUUAAAAUGAGGUUUAUCUUAAUAAUAGGCAAAUCAAACUCAUAUUGCUUGACAUGUUUUGAAAACUGGUGAUAUUGAGGGGUGUACAGCACAUGUACCUAAAAAUGACACUGGACUAUCUUUUGUUCUGAGCCAUGCUAGUUACUGAAAUUGUAAAUACAUUUUUCACAAAAUGCAUUGCCAAUUAUUGCCAUCCCUCAAAGCAAUAAAUUGUGACAGUUGCUUUGAAUGUUUGUCAGCAACUGUUUCCAUUUGUUCAGAUAUUUUGAAUAGUUACACUAAUAACUGUUAUUUGGUGAAUAUUUAAAAAAAAAUAGAUCUGUAUAUUGAUUGUAGAAUCUCCAUAUUGAAACAAUUACUUUCCAAACAUUUUCAUUUUGGUCAAUAAUUCAAACAGCUGCUUAGGUAAAGCAUUUAAACACUGUGUCCUUUGUUUAAGGAAAAAGCUCACCUUUCUUUUUGUGCAAAGAAAUAUAAUAUUUUAACCAUAUUUCAGAACCGCCAGGGCAAGAAAGUAUAAAGCAGAAUCAUGUUAAGGAAAAAAAAAAAAGAUCAUGAGUCACUUAAAUAUGUAUUUUUAUUUGUAACAAACAAGUAUUAAGCUGUAAAGUAUUUUUGUACAAAUUUAAUACUUUAUUAGCAUGGUAUUUAUCGUCAAUGUAUGGUUUUGGGGAAUUCAAAAUUGUUGCAAAUAUUUGUAUGGAAAAAGAAAAACCCUCUAUCAAAUGGAAUAAACAGUGAUUUUAAAAAGCAAAAAAA